This is a messenger RNA of Strongylus vulgaris, 774 nucleotides long. The record is from the annotation of a GenBank genome assembly. NCBI's taxonomy places the organism in Eukaryota, Metazoa, Nematoda, Chromadorea, Rhabditida, Strongylidae.
AUGUUCUAUGGAAUUCUGCGAUACGCAUCACCUAUGCAAAGAGUACACGUGGUCACUCCGGCUGAAUUACGAUUUCGGGAUCAUUGGCGAGGUGGAGCGGCUCGCUUCCGACCUAUGGAUCAUAUGGGCAGAUCGACUGUGAGUACCACUACUACAUCCGGACAUGCAGUACAUGGAACAGGUUCUGUAACAUCAUCACCAGUCACCUCCAUAUCAGAUGAACAUACAGGCGAUGCGUGGAGAGAUUCACCAUUGCGAAGAGAUCCCCGAGAGUACACGUGGUCACACCGGCUGAAUUACGAUUUCGGGAUCAUUGGCGAGGUGGAGCGGCUCGAUUCCGACCUAUGGAUCAUAUGGGCAGAUCGACAUACCACUACUACAUCCGGACAUGCAGUACAUGGAACAGGUUCCGUAACAUCAUCACCAGUCACUUCCAUAUCAGAUGAACAUACAGGCGAUGCGUGGAGAGAUUCACCAUUGAGAAGAGAUCCCCGAGAAGAUAUGUCGCCCAUGAGUGAUAACAGCACAGCACUCAGCAGCAACGUUCGAUCUAUGGAACCGAUUAAAGCGGCAAGUUUCAAAAUAGGCAAGCCAAAGACAGUUGAGAUUAAGGUUCAACGGACAGAAAAGAUGGAAAGGCGCGAGAAAUUCGAUAACAAGGAUUGGCUCAACAAUAAUGAUACAUAUGCAAUGCCAAGCCAUCUAAAAGAACAGAGAAAGAGUGCGAAGAAACCGCAUACAGCUGUUUUUAUCGCUUUAGCUAUGGCGCAUUAA